Molecule: messenger RNA, 1125 nt
Organism: Prunus armeniaca (apricot)
Lineage: Eukaryota; Viridiplantae; Streptophyta; Magnoliopsida; Rosales; Rosaceae
Source: the annotation of a GenBank genome assembly
AUGGGUACUGAAACAAAAUAUGGGUGGGAGGAGAACUAUGAGGAGAUCAAAAGGAUCACAAGUAACUUAAAUGAGACUUGGGCUAGGGAGGAGACAUACUGGCACCAGCGAUCUCGAGUAAAAUGGCUCAAUGAAGGAGACAGGAAUACUACUUUUUUGCACCACUCCACCAUUGCUCGACGGCGACAACACCGUAUUCUGCGAAUCCAAGGGAAUAAUGGCCAGUGGUACUCCGGGCAAAAUGCUACAAGACGAGUGAUUGAGGAACAUUUUAAGGGUCUUUUCUCAACUGAGUGUGUGGAGGAUGACUUGGAUAUUCUAUCUUGUGUGGAUCCUGUUGUUACAGAGGACAUUAACACUACAUUAUUACAGGAAAUCUCCUCUCAAGAAAUUAAAGAUGCAGCAAUGCAAAUGGGAUCCCUUAAGGCCCUGGGGCCAGACGGGUAUCAUGGGAUUUUCUACCAGCAGUACUGGGACAUAAUCCACAGGGAGGUUCAAGGCAUUGUGAAGGAUUUUUUUGCUGAAAGUUGUAAUCCCACUACCCUAAACAACACCAACAUUGAUGAGACAAAAGUGCAUUGGAUCAUUUGGGCUACUUUGGGGCUUCCAAAGAAUCAGGGAGGCAUGGGAUUUAGAGAUUUUAAUGAUUUCAAUUUGGCCUUGCUAGCCAAACAAUGUUGGAGAUUAAUCAUGGAGCCGAAUUCCAAAUGGGCUCAACUCUUGAAGGCUCGUUAUUUCCCGGAAUGUAGUUUCUUGGAGGCAAAGAAAGGCAGUCGUGCUUCCUGGGCUUGGGCAAGCUUGCUUGAGGGAAGAAAGAUCAUUCUCCAGGAAGCUCGGUGGCAAAUUCUAAAUGGUAGACAAACAAAGAUUUGGACAGACCGUUGGAUUCCCUCCCUUCACGAUGCUUCAAUUACUGACGAGGAGAAACUUGCUGUCCAGCUUAUCCCUAUAGGGAAUGGAAGGGAGGAAGGCAGAUUAGUGUGGCCUGGGGAAAAGAACGGCAGAUUCUCUAUGCGAUCUGGGUACCAUUGCAUCCAUGCCUUGCAGGUUGAGACCACCGCCAGAAAAGCCUCCACCUCAUCACGGAUAGACCCCUUGGUGUGGAAAAAUAUUUGGAAAGCUUAG